This is a messenger RNA of Impatiens glandulifera, 759 nucleotides long. Its product is annotated as 40S ribosomal protein S15a-1. The record is from RefSeq and is a predicted model, not a curated record. Bases 135 to 527 code for a protein of 130 amino acids. Lineage: Eukaryota; Viridiplantae; Streptophyta; Magnoliopsida; Ericales; Balsaminaceae. Gene Ontology annotation, biological process: translation. Gene Ontology annotation, cellular component: ribosome; cytosolic small ribosomal subunit. The transcript is spliced from 4 exons. Gene Ontology annotation, molecular function: structural constituent of ribosome.
CAUAUAAAGGUUUGUGAUUUUGGCUCUUACAUUGACUGAAACCCUAAUAGCGCGCAUACUCUCUCUAGGCAAGCAACAACAGAUCCUUGGAGCCGCUUCUAUUGAUCCCCCUUUUCCGUGUGAUAUCAACAAAGAUGGUGAGAGUUAGUGUGUUGAAUGAUGCCCUCAAGAGCAUGUAUAAUGCUGAGAAGCGUGGAAAGCGUCAGGUCAUGAUCAGACCUUCAUCAAAAGUCAUCAUCAAGUUUCUCAUUGUGAUGCAGAAACAUGGAUAUAUUGGAGAAUUCGAGUAUGUUGAUGAUCACAGGUCUGGAAAGAUUGUUGUGGAACUUAAUGGUAGAUUGAACAAAUGUGGUGUGAUCAGUCCUCGAUUUGAUGUGGGUGUUAAGGAGAUUGAGGGAUGGACUGCUAGAUUGUUGCCAUCUAGACAGUUUGGUUACAUUGUACUGACCACCUCAGCUGGAAUUAUGGACCACGAAGAGGCUAGGAGGAAGAAUGUUGGUGGUAAGGUGCUUGGUUUCUUCUAUUAGUCUUCUCAUGAAUGGGUUAAGAAUUAUAGCUAAUUUUCUGGGCUUAGAUCAAAAGUUAAUCCAGUUUAGUGCUUGGGUUUCUUUUUUCUUUUUACAAAGUGUAAGACUUUCAUACUCUUAAGAGAAGUUUUUGAUGUGUUGCAUGCGAACCUUAUUUUCAUUUUCAAAUUUCUAUUGACUAUUGAGUUUGCCCAAAGAUUGUCUUUAUAUCGAUCAUGUGUCAAGUUGAGUA